Messenger RNA from Aspergillus puulaauensis, 1938 nucleotides. RefSeq names its product carnitine O-acetyltransferase CAT2 (gene CAT2). The coding region runs from base 1 to 1938 and encodes 645 amino acids. NCBI's taxonomy places the organism in Eukaryota, Fungi, Ascomycota, Eurotiomycetes, Eurotiales, Aspergillaceae. Gene Ontology annotation, biological process: carnitine metabolic process. Gene Ontology annotation, molecular function: carnitine O-acetyltransferase activity. Gene Ontology annotation, cellular component: peroxisome; mitochondrion. The record is from RefSeq and is a predicted model, not a curated record. The transcript is spliced from 4 exons.
AUGUUUACAGCGGCUGCCCGGAGCCGUUUCUCUUCUUCUACUCUUGCUCGUCCCCGUCUCUCUCCUACGAAUUCCCUCCUUGCUAGAUCUUCUGUUGCCUCAACAAUGGCUCCCAGACGCAAGGCUUCUUCUGUCCCUGAGGGAUACAAAGAAGACAUCUCAAAGGGCAAUAUGCUUCGUUUCGAAGACUCCCUACCCCGCCUCCCCGUCCCGUCACUAGAAGAGACCAGCCGUCGGUACCUCAAGUCGGUGCACGCGGUGGUAUCAGAGACCGAGUACCAAAGCACCAAGAAGGCCGUAGAGGAGUUCGUGCAGCCCGGCGGUGUCGGCCAGAAGCUGCAGGAGCGACUUCUUGCGCGCGCCGCGGAUCCCAAACACAAGAACUGGUUGACCGAGUGGUGGAACCACGCGGCCUACCUCGGCUACCGGGACCCUGUGAUCCCCUACGUUUCGUACUUCUACUCGUACCGUGAUGACCGGGCGCGUCGGGACCCCGUUAAGCGUGCUGCGGCGAUUGCGACUGCGGCGCUGGAGUUCAAGGGCCAGGUUGAUUCGGGGUCGGUUGAGCCGGAGUACCUGAGGAAGAUCCCGCAGGCGAUGAGCUCGUAUGAGUACAUGUUCAACUGCUGCCGGAUUCCGAACGAUGGGGCGGAUUACCCGCAGAAGUAUAAGGCGGAUGAGAACCAGCACAUUGUGGUUGUGCGCAAGAACCAGUUCUUUAAGGUGCCGCUUGUUGUCAACGGACGGAAGCUGAAUGUGUCGGAGCUGGAGAAGUUGUUCGAGCGCAUCUACCAGACUGCGCAGAAGGCUCCCCCUGUUGGUGUUUUGACUGUUGCGAACCGUGACCACUGGACUGCUGCUCGUAAGAAGAUCCUUGCUGCCCACCCUAACAACGCCCAGGCUUUGAAGGAUAUUGAGUCCAGUGGCUUCGUUAUCUGUCUGGAUGAUGCCAGCCCCGUGACUCUUGAGGAGCGCGCGGAGCAGUACUGGCACGGUGAUGGCUCGAACCGCUGGUUCGACAAGCCGCUGCAGUUCAUCGUCAACGAGAACGGUACUGCUGGUUUCAUGGGCGAGCACAGCAUGAUGGACGGCAGCCCGACGCACCGCCUGAACGACCACCUCAAUGCCCUCAUCUUCAACAACAAAAUCGACCUCUCAGCUAAACCUGUUCGCUCCGACCUUCCCGACCCCCGCCCCAUCAACUUCCACCUGAACGAAGAGUGCAACGAGGCCAUUGAUGUCGCCGCCAAGGAGCACCGCCAGCAGAUCGCAGCUCACGAGCUGCGUGUCCAGGCCUACCAGGGCUACGGCAAGGGUCUGAUCAAGAAGUUCAAGUGCAGCCCCGACGCAUACGUGCAGAUGCUCAUCCAGCUCGCCUACUUCAAGAUGUACGGCAAGAACCGCCCUACCUACGAGUCCGCAUCAACCCGUAAGUUCGCCGAGGGCCGCACAGAGACUAUCCGCACUGUCUCCGACGACAGUGUCGCCUUCUGCAAGGCCAUCUCCGAUGCCUCCGUCCCCCGCGAGGAAGCCGUCCGCCUCUUCCGCACCGCCCUCGCCGCCCACUCCAAGUACACCGCCGAAGCCAGCGACGGCAAGGGUGUCGACCGCCACCUCUUCGGUCUGAAGAAGCUCCUCCAGGAGGGCGAGUCUCUUCCCUCCAUCUACUCAGACCCUGCCUUUGCCUACAGUGGCUCGUGGUACCUGUCUACCUCCCAGCUGAGCUCGGAGUACUUCAACGGCUACGGAUGGUCAGAGGUCCUUGAUGAUGGUUUCGGAAUUGCGUACAUGAUCAAUGAGAACAGCCUCAACUUCAACAUCGUCUGCAAGCGCAUUGGCGCCGAGCGCAUGAGCCACUACCUCAACGAGGCUGCCGGCGACAUCCGCGACAUGCUGAUGCCCGAUCUUGCCGCCGAGCCCGAGAAGGCUAAGCUGUAG